Molecule: messenger RNA, 2068 nt
Organism: Symbiodinium pilosum
Lineage: Eukaryota; Dinophyceae; Suessiales; Symbiodiniaceae
Source: the annotation of a GenBank genome assembly
AUGCAAAGCUGCACUAUCCGGAAGCAUUCGUUGAGUUCUUUCCAUGUUGCGGCUUGGAAGGCGUUUCACAUGCCUGCCUCCCUGUCUGUCGAGUUCGCCACUGAUCCGUCUGACGUGCGGUUGCUCGCUGGGGCAGUCCCGCAGCCUGACGAUUGGCUUCACGCCUUUCGCGCCUUUCGCCAGUGCACUUCAAGCAGAGGGGCCAGUGCCUUCAACUUGACCGACCAAUUUAUAAACAGCAGCCGUCUGGACGUGCAAGCCAUCCAGCGUCGAGCCUUCCAACAAAUGCAUACCGUAAUGCAUGAGUCGCUCCGACAAACAAAAAGGCAGCUGUUUAGGCAGGCAAUGUCGUGUACACUCUCGGUGGACGACAAGAAGCCCUACCGCCUGGUUCGCUUCAAGCUUACCACUGUGAAGGGUGAAGUUCACCAGGGCAUGCUGUGCCUGCUUUAUCCGGUCAAGAAGCUGAUGGACAGCCCGCCUGAGGAGUGGGACAGGGACAAAUCCCAGCUGGCCGCAGAGAAUGUCGCCUCUGGUGUGCGACAGUUUUGCACGCCGCGGGAUGCGCCUUUCGAUCAGGACUUGUACAAUCACGUGUUGUCUGUCGUCAGGUGCUUCACGUCUGACGGCGCGGCGUACGCGCAAAAAACAGGGCGGUGUCUCAAACGACAGUUUUGCCCCAAUAUCAUCCUGAUCUUCCGUGAUACGUGUCACAUGCUGCGUAUCUCGGCCGGUGAUCCGCUUGCUAUCGUGGGCCCGUGCCAGCAUGCUUGGGAUGUUCUGUUCGAAAAAAAGAAGAGCCUGGUGCCACAGGUACAACAUUCCUAUGAGUGGAGGGCACGCCUGACGUCCUUGACUCGCAUGCUUUUGCAGGACGGCACGCUAGGUGGCGUCCUCAAAACAACGUUGCGGAAUUUCGGCUUUGCGCAACAAAGGUGGGAGUCCAGCGUUGUGCCGCAGCGAAGAUUCUGUUAUCUGGUUUUGCCUAUCGCUCUUCUACUGGCAAUGGUUGCGUCUGACGUGCGUACAGACGCAACUGUGAAGGCCAGGGCUCUGGAGCAGCUGAGUGAACUCCGCCCGAGUCUUUUUGUGUCUGUCGGAAUGGCGUCUGACUAUUGGGCCGAGGUAAUGGGCUUCCUUCGCAAAUUUGAAACAGACCUGGAUUACAGCUGCGUUCCCGCGCUCAUGAGUGCCUUUCGCGAUCGCCUGACGAAGCUGUUCCUUGAGGCAAAGGUGUUGGAGGAAACGGAUGGAGAUGAUGUUCCAGCUUUGCAUGUUUGCGGGAAAGUGUAUCACGUGUGGCCCAAAGGGUCGUCCCAGGAUGAAGAUGUGCACCGCUCCAUCAGCGGAAUGCAGGCAGCCUGUCAGUUGUUUCUGGACCGGCUUGACAGCGAGCUUCCAGGCAAGGACCUCCGCAUGCAGCUCCACAUCUUCGACUUGCGACGCUGGCAACGCUUGCAACACCUGGCGGACACAGACAUCGACAAAACAUCGCAUUUAAAGUCUGUGAAGCUGUGGCUGAGCUUACUUAAGCUCAACGUCGCUCUGGGCCUGCAAGAGUAUCGUGAUGCAGCGUGCCUUUUUGUAAUGGAUGUCGAACGUGCGCUGGAGCUUUUGCUUGACGGAGCCAAGCAGGAAAGUGAGCUUUUCGAGAGAAAGGUGCUCCAGACUUCCCCUGUUGCAAUGGAUUUGCCGCUCCUCAUCGCGCCCGCCAAGCCACAACUUUUCUUGACAGAUGCCUCCCGAGAACUUUGCCGUCUUUGGGUCCAAUUUUACGGCAGGCGCUUUCACCUUUACAAGAAGCGAAGUGAUUGUGGGAAAGUCAAAGGCCACCGGCCUGGCUCUGAGGCCUGCGUUCUGACUCAACAAAUCCGAGCUCGCAACAAAAUAUGUGCAGGUGAAGGCGUCGACCGGGAGCUCCUGUCACGACCGCGAGUGAAGUUUGCGGCGAAGCCUGGCAAAAAGCUUGAGGACAGCGAGCUGUGGAACAAGCAAAUGCAGAAGUUCUCGGAGCGAAGCGCGGAGAUCAAGAAGCACCACUUGGGCGUCACACGUCGGUCAGGGCAAG